Tupaia belangeri chinensis (Chinese tree shrew) is the source of this 550-nucleotide messenger RNA. It is a transcript of the gene GAL, whose product is annotated as galanin and GMAP prepropeptide. Gene Ontology annotation, cellular component: secretory granule; extracellular region. Gene Ontology annotation, biological process: neuropeptide signaling pathway. The transcript is spliced from 5 exons. Gene Ontology annotation, molecular function: galanin receptor binding; neuropeptide hormone activity. Bases 1 to 366 code for a protein of 121 amino acids. The record is from RefSeq and is a predicted model, not a curated record. Lineage: Eukaryota; Metazoa; Chordata; Mammalia; Scandentia; Tupaiidae.
AUGGCCAGAGGCAGCGCCCUCCUGCUCGGCUCCCUCCUCCCCGCCGCCGCCCUUUCAGCCGCCUCGGGGCUCCGGGCACCGGCAAAGAGAGGCUGGACCCUCAACAGCGCCGGCUACCUUCUCGGUCCGCAUGCCAUUGACAACCACAGGUCAUUUAACGACAAGCAUGGCCUCACCGGCAAGCGGGAGCUCCAGCCUGCAGAUGAAAUGAAGCCAGGAAGCUUCGACAGAUCACUGCCUGAGAACAAUAUCGUGCGCACAAUCAUUGAGUUUCUGACUUUCUUGCAUCUCAAAGAGGCCGGGGCCCUGGACAGCCUGCCUGAUCGCCCCUCCACAGUGUCUGCAGAAGACAUGGAGCAGUCCUGAGAGGAAGCUCCCCAGCGUUUGUCCGUGUGUCGUUGAAAGUCAGACUUUAAGACCUUGGCUAAUCUCACGCCAGCUUAUGCAGAGCAAACCACUUAGUCCUGUUCUCUCUGCUCUGAUGCUGUUAUAAUUUAAGAUUUUUUGGGAGGGGGGGCAUCAUUAUUUCAUUUUGGUGGUAAAUAAAAAA